This is a messenger RNA of Cuscuta campestris, 1178 nucleotides long. The record is from the annotation of a GenBank genome assembly. NCBI's taxonomy places the organism in Eukaryota, Viridiplantae, Streptophyta, Magnoliopsida, Solanales, Convolvulaceae.
GACAGUUUUGGUUUUGACGCUUACACCGAAAAUGGGACUAGUUUUGAGACUCCGGUUGUGAACGUUUCGGCUGGAUUGGGUUGCUCUAUUGGGCAGACCACUCCGAUCAACGUUCCUUUUGGAUCGAGUGCAGACGAGGGGUCCACUCCGAUCAUCACCUUCGUUAGAUCAAGCGCGACUAUGGGGUCCGCUCCAGUCACCUCGUUUAAUGGACCGACCGCGACUACGAUUGCAACGGUCACCCCACUCACACCAAAUAUGGCUUCUGCCAUACCGGUCAUUCCCUCACUUGGACCAAACACGGGUGUCUUCACUUCCACACCGGUCGGACAUCCUACUGUCAUGCUGCCUGGGAACUCUGUCAAAGAAUCGACAAAGUUCACAGGUGUUGGCUUUGAAAUAUGGCAGCAACGGAUGUUAUUUUGGCUGACACCAUCAACCUUGCGAGCGAACAUUCAUGUGCUCACUCCAGCUUGGGAUGAAUUCUGGAGCUAUCUCAAGCUCAAAUGGAAAGAGAUGACCUUAGAACGAUUGCUUGUUCAUCUCUGGUUCCGUGAAGAGGAUCUCACUCGUGAGAAGAAAGUAGCUGCUUCUAAGGGCAAUGUGGUUGAGCAUCCACCCAAAGAGGGUUCUUCCAAAAGGCCCAAGCCAAACAAGGACAAGAAGAAAAUUGGUCCUAAAGGUUGCGUUGCGAAGACUAAGUUGGCAGGGAAAUGCUACAACUGUGGCAUUACGGGCCACCGCUCUUCAGAAUGUCGUAAAAAGCCUCAAAUGAAAAAGCAAAUGAAUGAAGAAGCCCUCUGCUCAGAGCUAGACUCUAACCCGAAUGAGUGGUGGGUUGACACCGGAGUCACUCGUCAUAUAUGCUCCAAUCGGGCCAUGCUCUUUGACUUUAAGGAGAAUUCUGGUGACAAGGUGUGGAUGUGCAAUUUCGCCCAAUCCGAGGUUCAAGGCGUGGGAAAAGUGAAGAUGAAGAUGACAUCCGGCAAGAAGCUCACGCUGAAUGAUGUGUUGUAUGUGCGAGAUAUACGGAAAAACUUAGUGCAAGGCUCACUAUUGAACAAACAUGGAUUCCGCAUGGUGUUUGAGUCUGAUAAGCUGAUCUUGAGCAAAAGAGAAUAUUCAUAGGCAAAGGAGUGAAGGGCAGAGGGUGAAGGGAAUAAUGUAGUUUUGGUCUG